AUGAAAGCGAUACUCGUUGACCGCUUCAUGACAGAUGUUGCGAGCGUACAACCCAGAAAUGUAGCAACGCCCGAACCACGGCCACCCAAACAACUACACAUCAAGAUUACACAUGCGGCAGUUACACAUGUUGACAUUCUAUAUGCCCAAGGCCUGCACCAGAACAACAAGCGGCACGUGCAACCGCCCUUCAUUCUAGGUACUGAGUUCUCUGGCAUUGUCACUGCAGCCCCACGCACAUCACUUUUCAAGCCCGGCGCACGCGUCUUGGGCGGCGGUCUCGGCUCUUUCGCAGAGGAAAUCUGCGUUGACGAAGCGAGUGUGCGCCUUGUGCCAGACCAGUGGACUAACGCUGAGGCCUGUGCGGUCGGUGCAAGUGGCGCUGUAAGCUAUGGUGCUCUUGUUAGUGUCGCGCAAGUGAAGGCCGGUGAGACGGUAUUGGUGCUGGGUGCGAGCGGAGGCUUGGGUGUUAUGGCAAUACAGAUUGCGAAAGCGCUUGGAGCCCAGGUGAUUGCUGUUGUUGGAGAUGCGGAAAAGGGCGAGGUGGUGAAAAGAAUCGGUGCGGACGCUGCUGUCAAUUAUCAUGAUGCGAAAUGGGAAGAGAAGGUCAAAGACCUGACACCUGGCAAGCAAGGCGUGGAGGUAGUGUACGAUGCGAUCGGUGCGGUAGAGAGCGGAAUUCAAUGCCUGAAAUACAGAGGCAGACUUGUCGUCGUAGGGUUUGCAGCGAGGGGCGGCAAGAUGGAGAGCAUCCGGGCGAAUCGCAUUCUGUUGAAGAGCGCCAUGGUGCAUGGCUAUCGAUUUGGUGAGGACGGAAGACAUGAUCCGCAAAGGACGAAAGACGUUUGGGACGGCUUCAUGAGGUUGGCCGACGACGGCAAGAUACAGCCAGUCAUCUAUAAGGAGGACUACUGGGGGCUCGAGGCUGUAUCGCGGGCGCUGGCAGAUGCACAGAAGCGCAAGGCUUGGGGGAGGGCCGUUGUGAGGAUCAACGAGGAGGCGGAGAAGGAAUUGCAGAAGCGGAAAGCGAGGCUGUAG
This is a messenger RNA of Ascochyta rabiei, 1038 nucleotides long. Its product is annotated as transcription elongation factor spt5. Bases 1 to 1038 code for a protein of 345 amino acids. The transcript has 3 exons. Gene Ontology annotation, molecular function: oxidoreductase activity; zinc ion binding. The record is from RefSeq and is a predicted model, not a curated record. Gene Ontology annotation, cellular component: mitochondrion. NCBI's taxonomy places the organism in Eukaryota, Fungi, Ascomycota, Dothideomycetes, Pleosporales, Didymellaceae.